Molecule: messenger RNA, 3093 nt
Organism: Drosophila innubila
Lineage: Eukaryota; Metazoa; Arthropoda; Insecta; Diptera; Drosophilidae
Product: zinc finger protein 84
Exons: 6
Coding region: 103-2979 (958 amino acids)
Biological process (GO): regulation of transcription by RNA polymerase II
Cellular component (GO): nucleus
Molecular function (GO): DNA-binding transcription activator activity, RNA polymerase II-specific; RNA polymerase II cis-regulatory region sequence-specific DNA binding; zinc ion binding
Source: RefSeq, a predicted model, not a curated record
UAAGCAAAACGGAUAUGGGAAUUUGUAGAUUUUGUGCAUUUGAUAAAUGUUAAAUGUUUUAUAAGUUUUAAGAGGUGGCACAUUAAAUAAGGAAUACACAAAAUGAAGCUGCCCGUCAUGUGCCGCACUUGCGAUGCAAGAGACACGGAUAAACUGUACAAGUUGGCGACGGCCACCAAAAGGUUUCCGGAUAAACUGCUCUCCGACAUUUUAGCUGAAUUGACGCACAUCGAUGUAAACGACGCUUUGGCUCAGCGGCUUCCCCAGUGUCUGUGCGGCACCUGCGCAAGGAAACUCAUCGGUGCUUAUUACUACAUAAAACAGGCGCUGGCUGCCAAUGAGCUGUUGAUGAACCAUGUCAACAACGGUGACAAGGCCGUGACCAAUGACUGCUUACAGGAGGUGCCCAUGGAGCUAUGUGCCGAGCAGCAUGUUGAGGUUAAAUUGGAAACAGAGGAAGAAGAAGUUGAUAACGAUAUAACCUGCACAGAACUGCCCGAGUUCACCACAGUACAAAAUGCCAAUGAUAAUGUGGACAGCACAGUGGAAAGUGAUCAUGAUAACAAGAAAUCUACAGAUCCACUGACAAUGCUUGAUUUAGUUAAACAGGAAGAGGAUGGCAUUUCCACAAAGGCUGCAAUUGUCCAGGAGCAUAAAUAUAAGGCUGAUCAUAAUGAAGACGAUUCUCUCGAUGAUUUGCCUUUACAACAGCGUGUACAAAAGUGGAAGCAGACGGACAAACUGCGAGGGAUUAAAAGACAGAUAUUUGCAUGCAAGGAAUGCCCAAAGAGCUUCAAACGUCCUAGGUAUCUAAAGCAGCAUUCCUCGCGCGUUCACAAAUCAAAGUCUGAUUGGUACUCCUGCUCCUUCUGCAUACGUAAAUUUAGUCACAGUGCAGCUCUACAGGCGCAUUUAAAGGUACACGGAGACUCGAAGCGAUCGGCCAAUUUGGGCGAGAGUAAAAAGGCCAAGGAUAUUGAUGUAAAUGUGUGCAAGCCACAUGGCUACAAACUCAUCGAGUGCAUGAUCUGUCAGAGCCAAUACGAUAAGAUUGCCCACCUAAGACGGCAUUUGGAACAGCAUCCGGAAAUUGUUAACUUUGGUGCACGCUCCAAUAUGGAACCAAAUGAGCUGGCCGAACUCUUUUAUCCCGAUGCCAAGGAUGUGAGCGAGAGUCAAUUGAAGCAACUCAUUCGUAAAGACUUGGCGGCUGGCAUUUAUCAGCGUUUCUAUUCGAUAACGAACCAAUCGGGCUAUGAAAUGGAUCUGGACAGCUCCGAAACAGAGAGCGAGGCCGAACUGGAUGGCGAUGAGCAGUCGCGGCAGCAGCGUAGCAUUCCCAAAGCCAAAUACGGUUGCGAGCUGUGCCAGGAGCGUUAUCAGCGCAAGUAUCAGCUGUAUGAGCAUCAGCGUCAGACGCAUGCCUGGCUGGAUGCACCUCAUGUCUGUGGUCGCUGUGAUGCUCGCUUUGUCAGCCUCCAGCUGCUGAGGCAUCACAAUGAGUCGCAGUGCAAGAACUCCCAGAAACGUUUCCUGUGCCACAAAUGCCCGUUGCGUUUUCGUUGGCGGCAUAAUCUCAAGGUUCACAUAAGGGAGCACAGAAUCACAAAUCAAACAUUCGAGUGUGCGGACUGUAAGCGCGUCUUUGACAAGAAGAAAUCUCUGACGGUUCAUUUACUAAGUGUGCAUGCCGAGCAAUCGAAACUGAUACCAUGUCAGUGGUGUACUCGCAAGUUCUAUCGUCGGGACUAUCUGGUUAAGCAUCUGAAGCGACACGGCAUCCGGGAGCAGGAUAUUCCGCUGGCCGAGACGCUCAUUGCGGCCACAUCGAAGCCAAAUGGAGCCAAACGAAUCACUUGCAAGAUCUGUAACAUGCACUUUGAGCGCAUCAUCGAUCUGCGUGCUCAUAUUCAGCUGGAACUGAAGCUGGCGCUGUCACUGCAUCAGAACUACGAUUCACCGCAAAACUACUCCAUAACGAAUGAAUCCGGGUAUGAGCUGCAGCUAGGCGAUUCCGAGACCGAGGAUGAAAUGCAGAUGCAGUCAACACCGGCCAACCAGUCAACUUCACGUCUUGUCUACAUCUGUGAGCUGUGCAAGGUGCAAUGCCGGCGGAAGUACGAGAUGAUACAACACCAGCGUACCAUGCAUCGGUUUGACAAGAUGCCACACGAGUGCGAAAUCUGCAUCUUUAAGUGUGUCUGCAAGAGCAUCAUGGAUCAGCACAGGCAAUCGCAGUGUCACAGCGCCGAGAAGAAAUAUGCGUGCAGCAGAUGCAGCUACAAGUUUAUGUGGCCCGAGAAUCUGCAGCAACAUAUGCAACUGCAGCACGGCGGCAUGGAACGAGCCCCAAGUGCCGAUCGUAUACCCGAUGAUCCAGGCGAUCCGGGGGUGGAUCCGACCCUACAGCUACUGCAAUGCCCGCACUGCGAUCGCACCUAUCAAAUGAAAUCACGACUGAACAACCACAUCAGGGAUGUGCACAUCAAUGGCGAUCGCAAGCGCAAGGAGGCCAUCAAGAAGUUCCUAUGCUCGCUGUGUGGCCGCGAGACGCAAUCGGCUGCCUCCUUAGUCACUCACAUGCGUCGUCACACCGGCGAGAAGCCCUUCAAGUGCGAUCUCUGCGAAAUGGCAUUUCCCCGGCACUCGGAAAUGAUAUCGCAUCGUCGCAUGCACACAGGAGAGAAGCCAUUCCACUGUACCGUAUGCGGCAAGGACUUUGCCCGCUCCGACAAACUGAAACGGCACAUGCUGACCCACAGCGGACUGAAGCCGCACAAGUGCACCUACUGCGAUAAGAGCUAUCGCCAGGCCAAGGAUCUGAAGCUGCAUUUGCAGCAGCACACCGGCGAAUGUCCCUUCAUCUGCGGCACAUGUGGUGAGCGGUUCAUUCAGGGCACAGCGCUGGAGAAGCACCGCAUGAUGCGGCGUCACUUUGACGAAGUGGACGAACGCGUCUCCACACAAGCGUUAAACUGAUCAGCCGAUCAGCAGCCAAACAAUCACUUUGUUUAUCUAGUUUAAAUAUAAUUUGAUGUUUUUAUUAAUUGACUGGCUUCGAUGCCUAUAGAAAUAUCUAAAUUGAAAUAUGUA